AUGAGGAGUGCUUGCCCCCAGCUUGGUGGUAGGCAAACAUGUCACAGAUGUGGGCAGGAAGGCCACUUCAUCAGAAAUUGCCCCACUGGCAGGGGUACAGUGUCUAGACCUUCAACGCAGUCACAGCCACAACAGACACGGGGAAGUGCUAGGCCCCAGGCAGUUGGUCGAGUGUAUGCCAUGACAGGUGCAGAGGCAGACAGAUCAGGUAACCUCAUCAUUGGAUCUUGUGUGAUUGGCAGUAGGAGUUUGUGUGUGUUAUACGAUUCGGGAGCGACACACUCUUUUGUGUCGGAGUCUAUAGUGAGGGAGUUGGGUCUCCCGGUUAGGGAACUUCUAUACGACCUGGUAGUGUCUACGCCCUGCUUCUGGGAUGGUCAGAACCUCGACGUUAUGUGCUAG
Messenger RNA from Vigna unguiculata (cowpea), 402 nucleotides. The record is from RefSeq and is a predicted model, not a curated record. Lineage: Eukaryota; Viridiplantae; Streptophyta; Magnoliopsida; Fabales; Fabaceae.